AUGUCCUUCAGCCUCCGCGGUAAACACUGCGUCAUUACCGGAGCCACUGGCGCAAUCGGUUCCCGUAUAGCGAUUGCAUUUGCCCAACGUGGCUCCGUCGUCACCCUCCUCAGCCGAUCUGCACCAGAUGCCCGGCUCAGCCUCGAACACCAACUCGCUCCGUAUAAGCCGGAGCAGGACCGCAAAGACAUGGGCGAUGAGUUCCCAGAGGCGCACCGUUUUAUGCGCCUAGACGCUACCAAAACUUCCACGUUCAAGGGCUUCUUUGGUUCCUCUGUUGGUCCUGUUGAUGUCCUCGUUAACUGUGCUGGCGUUAGCCAGACUUCAUUCAUCAAGAGGACUUCUGACGAGGAUAUUCAAAAUAUUCUGAACACAAACCUUCAGUCUGCAAUCCUUGCUUCCAAAUACGCCAAGAUGAAUCCGCAUGGAUGCAUCAUCAAUGUCUCGAGUCUUAUGGCUAACAAAAAUGGAGCUGGUGCUUCAGUGUAUGCCGCAUCAAAGGCUGGCCUGGUCGCUUUCACCCGUGCCCUAGCUACCGAGUAUAGUCCUCGCUCUAUUCGCGUCAACGCCUUGCUACCUGGUUGGAUAGCUAGUCCAAUGUGGGAUCGUGAGUUUAUCCUUCCUUUCGCCUUGCCAAAAACACGUUUUAGGCGCCUGUCGCCCAUGUGGGAGGAGAGCAAUGUUAAUGACAGCCUGAAGAAGUGGCGGACGCUGCUGUCUUCCUGGCGACGAAUCGUUUUGCAAACAACUGCGUUCUGA
Messenger RNA from Fusarium graminearum PH-1, 759 nucleotides. RefSeq lists its product as uncharacterized. The coding region runs from base 1 to 759 and encodes 252 amino acids. Lineage: Eukaryota; Fungi; Ascomycota; Sordariomycetes; Hypocreales; Nectriaceae. The transcript has 4 exons. Gene Ontology annotation, molecular function: oxidoreductase activity, acting on the CH-OH group of donors, NAD or NADP as acceptor. The record is from RefSeq and is a predicted model, not a curated record.